This is a messenger RNA of Benincasa hispida (wax gourd), 900 nucleotides long. RefSeq names its product putative calcium-binding protein CML27. The record is from RefSeq and is a predicted model, not a curated record. NCBI's taxonomy places the organism in Eukaryota, Viridiplantae, Streptophyta, Magnoliopsida, Cucurbitales, Cucurbitaceae. Gene Ontology annotation, molecular function: calcium ion binding.
UUUCUUCAUUACAAAAUCAAAACUACCCUUUCUGUCUAUUUCUCUCAAUUUUGACCUUAAAAUAAUGGCCACCGACCCCAACCAGAUUCCGGCCUCGAACUCCGAUGCCGACCAAGUCUCCAAGCCCAAGCCCUCCGUCUUCCUCCAGGACAACGAGGAACUCCGCAAGGUUUUCGAACGCUUCGAUGCAAAUGGCGACGGCAAGAUUUCCAUCUCCGAGCUCGAUUCCGUCCUCAAAUCCUUAGGCUCCUCCAUCCCUUACGAGGAGCUCCGCUCCGUCAUGGAGGAUCUCGACUCCGAUAAGGACGGUUACAUCAACAUCGACGAGUUCGCCGCCUUCUGCAAGGAACCGAUGGCCUCCGACGAGGCUGGAGCGUCGGAGCUUCGUGACGCCUUCGACCUCUACGAUCAGGACCAUAACGGCCUAAUCUCCCACUCCGAGCUCCAUCUCGUCCUCAAUCGCCUCGGGAUCAGUUGCUCCAAGGAGGACUGUCAACGAAUGAUCCACUCCGUCGAUUCCGAUGGAGACGGAAAUGUGAAUUUCGAAGAGUUUAGGAAGAUGAUGACCGCUAAUUCGAACUCCAAGGCGGCGAAUCAGAAUGGAACUGCCGCGGCGGCGCCCUAGCCCUAGCUCUAGGUUUUGGUAAGUUCUUAGUAAUUAACCGGGUGAGAGAGGUAACGAACUACGAAGUCGAUUUCUAUCCUUCGUUCCUUUUCCAUUUCUCCUUUCUUUCUUUCUUUUUUUUUUGGUUUCUGUGUUCUAUCCCUUAAUCUGAAUCCGUGUAUUCAUGUAUGAAUCCAAACUGUUCUUGUUUUCUUUUUAUUCGAAAAUGUAACAUGAAAUUCCGGAUCUGCUUCUGUUGAUGUCCCGCCAUUAAUGCCGAUCUUUAAUUUCAACUC